AUGUCUCUAGCUGCUACUUUAGUUUGGACGAUUGUCUUUCUCUCCUCUCUCGUUCUUGGCAGAGUUAUCUAUGCACUACACCUCUCGCCGUACAGACACAUCCCUGGACCUCGAGUGUGCAAGAUUACUCAAUAUUGGACACUCUGGCAUGACAUAUGGCUUCGCAGGGUCGAGAAGAUCCACGAGUGGCAUCGCCGCUAUGGUGACGUUGUUCUAAUUGCGCCGGGUAAAGUCUCCUUCUCCGACGCUGUCUCAACAAGGGAGAUAUACGGCACCUCUUGCGGACUUCCAAAGAGUAGGUAUUUCGACAACUUUCUGGCGUAUUGCAAUCGAUCUGUCUUCUGUACUCUUGGUGUAAAGGAGCACCAGGAGGCCCUGAAGCGCACCAUCGCCUUCUACAGACCCACGUCUGUCUUCAAGUCUGCCAUGCUGCAACCUGUGCGGGACAAUGUCAAGAAGACGCUGAAUCAGCUGGCGAGACGCACCGAAAACGGCCACGCAACACUAGACAUACUAAUCGUCUGUAACUUCUUCUCUUUCGAUAACAUUACGAGACUGUUGUAUGGCCCUGAUCUCUGUACACGAACGAUUGAGCACGAAUCGUGCUUCGAGCGGACCAUACUCGGAGGAUGGAUGACAGUCGAGCUCUGGAACAACCUCUUGUACAACUUCCCUGUAGCGCAUAAGGUCACCAAAGCCAUAUUCUCGUACUGCAGUGAUAAGCCAGACUUCUUGGCCGCCGAUGAUAAGCUGGCCGACUGGAACAUGAGAAGAGUUGAUGCCGCCUUGCGCAAACCUGCAGAUAUGGCUGUCGAUUCGCUGCUCCAUGUGCUCAGCACAGCCAAGACGCCCGAUGGCGAGCCAUUGCCCAAGUCGUGGAUCGCAGCGGAACUGCUGGACAACAUCCAUGCUGCGCAAUCAACAGUGGCCUUGGCACUCACUUAUGUCCUCUGGAAUCUGGCCAACUGUCCAGAAUGGCAGAGUCGGAUCCGUGAGGAGCUCUCUGCCAUGCCACUCGAAAAAGAUGGUCUUUCUGCAUUCAGUUUUCUUCAGUUUGCGCCGAUCUUAGAUGCCUGCAUCACCGAAUCAAGUCGGCUUCACCCGCUAUCGAGCGGCAGAGCAGAGAGAGUCGUGCCUGUAACCAGGGCGUACAAUGGCAUUGUGCUUCCUGCUAAUACUGUCGUCUCAACAUCAACACUCGCUAUACAUCACAGACCAGAAGUCUUCCCAGACCCACAAGCCUACAAGCCUGAACGUUGGCUGCACGCCAAGGGAGAAGUCCUUCGUGUAAUGCAGUCAUGCUAUAUACCUUUCGGAUACGGUGCACGUUUGUGUCUGGGCAAGCCAUUUGCACAAGCUGGCAUUAAGCACUUCAUUGCAGGUAUCUUGAUGCAGUUCGAGGUGUGCAUAGAUCCUCGAUCAGGAACAACGAGUCGGACCAUGGCUCAACUGGGCACCCAGAACGCUUUGCCACGAGGACGGCGUUGUGAGCUUUUACUUAAGCGGUUGCCUGUAGCAUGUACUUGCAAGCAAAAAGCCUCAUGA
Molecule: messenger RNA, 1545 nt
Organism: Hyaloscypha bicolor E
Lineage: Eukaryota; Fungi; Ascomycota; Leotiomycetes; Helotiales; Hyaloscyphaceae
Product: cytochrome P450 family protein
Exons: 2
Coding region: 1-1545 (514 amino acids)
Molecular function (GO): oxidoreductase activity, acting on paired donors, with incorporation or reduction of molecular oxygen; monooxygenase activity; iron ion binding
Source: RefSeq, a predicted model, not a curated record